AUGUUUGAAGAAGUGGAUCUCCACGGAAACUUUCCCGAAAUGGAGAAAAAGAUACUUGCCUUUUGGAAAGAAAAAAAGAUAUUUCAGAAAUCGAUAGAGAAAAACGCCGGCAGGGAGGAAUUUGUGUUUUAUGAUGGGCCCCCAUUUGCCACAGGCCUCCCCCAUUUUGGUCAUUUCGUGCCCGGAACAGUAAAAGACAUUAUUCCACGUUAUCAGACAAUGAAAGGAAAAUGUGUACAGAGAAGAUUCGGCUGGGAUUGUCAUGGGUUACCAGUGGAAUAUGAAGUAGAAAAGGAGAUAGGAGUUUCAGGCAAGAAAGACAUUGAAGUAUUUGGUAUAGCUGCGUUUAACGAGCGUUGUAGAAACAUAGUUCUCCGCUACACCUCAGAGUGGAGAAAGAUUAUCGAACGUUUAGGGAGAUGGGUGGAUUUUGACAAUGAUUAUAAAACUAUGGAUAAGCACUAUAUGGAAUCGAUAUGGUGGGUUUUCAAGACGUUGUGGGAGAAGGGAUACAUUUAUAAAGGACACUACAUACUUCCUUACAGCCCCACACUAUCUACACCCCUGUCUAAUUUCGAGGUAAACCUUGGAGGGUAUCAAGAAGUGCACGAUCCUUCGCUUACGGUAAAGUUUAAGAUAGCAGACACUCAUAAUGAGUUCUUUCUUGCAUGGACAACCACCCCAUGGACAUUAAUUUCCAAUCAAGGACUAGCGCUAGGAGAGGACAUAGACUAUGUAAAAGUAAAAGACGCAGACGAGUGCUACAUAUUAGCAGAACAACGUCUCACGCAUUAUUAUUCCUCUGAGUCAGAGUAUCAGAUAGUAAAACGAUACAAAGGAAAAGACUUGGAAGGGAUGAAAUACGUGCCCUUAUAUGAUUAUUUUAAGAACCAGGAAAAGCAGGGAGCGUUCCGUGUACACGUAGCUGAUUUUGUAAGCCUAGAAGAUGGAACCGGCAUAGUGCAUAUGGCCGGUGGCUUCGGCGAGGAUGAUUAUAUUGUGCUUUGUAAAAAAGCUGGAAUACCAGUAGCAUGCCCAGUAGACAGUGAAUGUAAGUUUACAUCAGAAAUACCCGAGUACGAGGGGGUUUUUGUUCGUGAUGCCAACUCGGACAUUAUUAAAGAACUCAAGAAGCAAAAAAAAAUAAUACGCCACGAACAAUAUCUUCAUAGGUACCCAUUUUGUUAUCGCACAAAGACACCGCUUAUCUACAGAGCAGUAAGCUCGUGGUUUGUUGAUAUUGCGAAGAUUAAAGAAAAAAUGGAAGCAGCAAACAGCACCAUUAACUGGCAUCCCGAGCACCUUAAAUAUGGGCGGUUUGGCAAAUGGUUAGAGAACGCACAAGAAUGGGCAAUUUCUCGUAAUAGAUACUGGGGUAAUCCACUCCCUGUAUGGAUGAACGAGGACGAAUCGUGCGUUGAGGUUAUUGGUUCUAUAGAAGAAUUAGAAAAAAAAUCAGGCAGUAAGGUCGACGAUCUCCAUAAAGAUAAAAUAGACCAUCUUACUUGGGAGACCCCAAACAAAAAGGGAAUAAUGCGAAGGGUUCCAGAGGUACUGGAUUGUUGGUUCGAAUCAGGAGCUAUGCCUUACGCAUACAAUCACUACCCAUUUGAAAAUAAAGCAAAUUUUGAAAAAAAUUUUCCUGCAGAUUUUGUAAGUGAGGGCUUAGAUCAGACAAGAGGGUGGUUCUAUACACUUACAGUCCUAGCAUCAGCCCUAUUUGAUACAGCAGCAUUCAACAACGUAAUUGUAAACGGUCUCGUGCUAGCAGAAGACGGAAAAAAGAUGAGUAAAUCAGAGAGAAAUUUUACGGACCCGGUAAAAGUUAUCGAUGCAUUUGGAGCAGAUGCACUACGUUUAUUUCUUAUCAAUUCAUCAGUGCUCAAAGCAGAAGAUCUUCGUUAUUCAGAUGAUAGUGUAAAGGAGGAAAUAAAACGUUUCAUACUUCCAUUAUGGAGUGCGUAUAGUUUUUUUAUUACAUACGCUCGCAUUGAUAACGUAAGACCUAGAAACCUCGAUCUUAUAGAACCCGAGAACCCACUUGAUCAAUGGGUACUCUCUGAGCUGUCCUAUUUAGUAGAGCAUGUUGACACGUACUUAGGAACGUAUGAGAUACUUUCAGCACUGCAGGAAAUGUAUGAAUUUGUAGAUAAGCUUAAUAACUGGUCGCGGGAUUCGCAGUCUUCAUCAGUUAAAAAUAGGCAACCACUUAGUACACUUCAUAUAGCCACAAAAGACAAAGAAGAAGAAGACGCUCUGCGUGAAAUGGAAGGUAUAUUGAAGGAAGAAUUAAAUGUAAAGCAGGUUCUCGUGAGCCAGAAUGAGGAGCAUUUAGUUACGUAUACUAUUAAAGCAAAUUUUAAGGUCUUAGGUAGCACACUAGGGGCAAAGAUGAAGCAAGCUUCCCAGUUUAUUUCGAGCCUCAAUGUGGAUCAGAUUGUAAGAUUAUUGGAGGGGAAAACACUCAUUGUAGAAGUAGAAGGUCAAGAAAUUGAACUGAACAAAGACAGCGUGGUUAUUAAUAGAAAGGAAAAGGACAAUCUUAAAGUACUAAACGAUGGAACAAUGACAGUAGCAUUAGACCCUAAUAUAAGCACAGAGUUAUUACAAGAAGGAAUAGUAAGAGAUAUUGUACCGUGUGCAAGUAACCAAAACAUAGAAGAGAGCAGUGAGGAGGAUAGCGGGGAUGCAGUGGCUGUGGUAAGUGAUGUCCAGGAAUUCACUGAAUAUCCAUACUAUUCUGGUUUUACGCUUUUCUCGGCUAUUAGAGAUUCAUUUAUGAUAGAAAAGAUUCUUAGCCCUCUGCUUCCACAGGGUAUUGCUAGAACUAUCUUGCUCCCACGCGUUCGCUUUAUUAAGAUAAAUAUCUUACAAGAUAAGUUUGUGUUCUUUGUUGGGCUAGAAAGCGACAGCCUCAAGCAAAGCAUAUUAGAUUUUGGGAUAUUAGAGCAGGUAAACGAGCAACUAUUUUCUCUUAGAGACAGUAGUAUAGAGAGUGUUUUGUUUGAUAUGCAAUACCAUGCGACCAUUGGAAUUACUAACAUUCAUUAUGAAAACUACAAGCGUUUGCGUUUUGAUUGGGUGCCAGAUGAGUUUCUUUCUUCCUUUAUUACAGAAGAGAAUAAUUUUUGGAUUUGGAGCACAAGUUUCGAUUUUGUAGAUGAGUUUUCGUUUGAGGAUAGAUAUCUUGCUGAAUGGGGUUUUGUAAGUUCUCAGGGCUAUGAUGAGAACAAACAUGCUAUCUCAAGCAUUGUACUGCCUUACUCAGGAAAGAAAAGAGAUGUAACCUUCUUCAAAAUGCUACUUCCUAACAUGUUUAGUUUUCUUGAAGUGGAGCAGGAUAGCGAUCUCUCUGAAACUCUCCCACAUGUAAGAACUGUAGACGCACGUAUUGUUAUCGAAGCUAUACCCGUACCUUUAGUGCUAAUAGAGAACUACAUUACACCAAAAGAAGGACAGAAACAGUGCUUUGAUGUUAUGAAGGGGGCGUGUAAAAAAUUCCAUACACAGAACAGCGAAUUUAAAAUUCCACAUAUUGGGUGGAAUGAAUUGGAGAUACAGACAGAGCAAUGCCCUCUCUUUACCCAUAUAGAGAACAAAACUCCCAUGUACUUUGUGCAUUCAUUCUACUUGCAACCCGACGAGGAGGCUGUUAUCUUGGCAAAGACAGAAUAUAUACAGAAUUUUGCAUCUGUUAUAGGUAAAGGUUCGGCCAUAGGACUGCAAUUCCAUCCAGAGAAAUCAGGAAAGGCGGGGCUGAGAAUACUAGAUAACUUUCUUAGAUACUACUAA
Messenger RNA from Ylistrum balloti, 3792 nucleotides. Its product is annotated as isoleucine--tRNA ligase-like. Bases 1 to 3792 code for a protein of 1263 amino acids. The transcript is spliced from 4 exons. The record is from RefSeq and is a predicted model, not a curated record. Gene Ontology annotation, molecular function: aminoacyl-tRNA deacylase activity; isoleucine-tRNA ligase activity; ATP binding. Gene Ontology annotation, biological process: isoleucyl-tRNA aminoacylation. Lineage: Eukaryota; Metazoa; Mollusca; Bivalvia; Pectinida; Pectinidae.